Messenger RNA from Neofelis nebulosa (Clouded leopard), 3268 nucleotides. It is a transcript of the gene THBS3, whose product is annotated as thrombospondin 3. Gene Ontology annotation, molecular function: heparin binding; calcium ion binding. The transcript is spliced from 23 exons. NCBI's taxonomy places the organism in Eukaryota, Metazoa, Chordata, Mammalia, Carnivora, Felidae. The record is from RefSeq and is a predicted model, not a curated record. Gene Ontology annotation, biological process: cell adhesion. The coding region runs from base 185 to 3019 and encodes 944 amino acids. Gene Ontology annotation, cellular component: extracellular region.
CAGUUCUGUGCUGUGGGCACCAGGUGCUACUUCUGCGUGGGAUCAGCACGGUGGCUCCCUUGCGCCACCUGGUGGGGGCAUCUCAGGGUUGCCGGGCGCCGUUUCUGUAUUUGCAACAGCGCCUCAGGCCCGCGGGCUCCCGGACCCGGUGGGGAGGCACUACUGAGGGAAAAAGGAAGGCACGAUGCCCUUUCUUCCCAGAGCAGCAAGGGUUGAGUUUCAAGAAGUGAUUGACCUGCUGACUGUGGGCGAGUCUCGGCAGAUGACCGCUGUGGCAGAGAAGAUCCGGACCGCCCUGCUCACUGCUGGGGACAUCUACCUCUUGUCCACCUUCCGCCUGCCCCCCAAACAGGGUGGUGUCCUCUUUGGCCUCUACUCUCGGCAGGACAACACACGAUGGCUGGAGGCCUCUGUUGUGGGCAAAAUCAACAAAGUGCUGGUGCGGUACCAGCGGGAGGACGGCAAGGUCCACGCAGUGAACCUGCAGCAGGCGGGCCUGGCCGACGGGCGCACGCACACGGCUCUCCUGCGACUCCGAGGUCCCUCCCGACCCAGCCUCGCCCUGCAGCUCUACGUGGACUGCAAACUGGGGGACCAGCACGCCGGGCUCCCAGGGCUGGCCCCCAUUCCUCCAGCGGAGGUGGAUGGGCUGGAGAUUAGGACCGGACAGAAGGCUUAUUUGAGGAUGCAGGGCUUUGUGGAGUCUAUGAAAAUGAUUCUGGGCGGGUCCAUGGCCCGGGUGGGAGCCCUGAGUGAGUGUCCGUUCCAGGGGGACGAGUCCAUCCACAGAGCAGUGACCAACGCGCUCCAUUCCAUCCUAGGGGAGCAGACCAAGGCGCUGGUCACCCAGCUCACCCUCUUCAACCAGAUCCUGGUGGAGCUGCGGGAUGACAUCCGAGACCAGGUGAAGGAAAUGUCCCUGAUCCGAAACACCAUCAUGGAGUGUCAGGUGUGCGGCUUCCACGAGCAGCGUUCGCACUGCAGCCCCAACCCCUGCUUCCGCGGCGUGGACUGCAUGGAGGUGUACGAGUACCCCGGCUACCGCUGCGGGCCCUGCCCCCCCGGCCUGCAGGGAAAUGGCACCCACUGCAGCGACAUCAAUGAGUGUGCCCACGCGGACCCUUGUUUUCCUGGCGUCAGCUGCAUCAACACCAUGCCCGGCUUCCGCUGUGAGGCCUGUCCCCAGGGCUACAAAGGCACGCGGGUGUCCGGUGUGGGUAUCGACUACGCCCGCGCCAGCAAACAGGUCUGCCAGGACAUCGACGAAUGCAGUGACGGUAACAACGGUGGCUGCGACCCCAACUCCAUCUGCACCAACACUGUGGGUUCCUUCAAGUGUGGUCCCUGUCGCCUGGGCUUCGUGGGCAACCAGAGCCAGGGCUGUGUCCCCGCCCGCACCUGCCACAGCCCAGCCCACAGCCCCUGCCACGUCCACGCGCACUGUCUCUUUGAACGCAACGGGGCCGUGUCCUGCUCGUGUAACGUGGGCUGGGCCGGGAACGGGAACGUGUGUGGGACCGACACGGACAUCGACGGCUACCCGGACCAGGCCCUGCCCUGCAUGGACAACAACAAACAUUGCAAGCAGGACAAUUGCCUUUUGACCCCCAACUCUGGCCAGGAAGAUGCUGAUAAUGAUGGCGUGGGGGACCAGUGCGACGAUGAUGCCGAUGGCGAUGGGAUCAAGAAUGUCGAGGACAACUGCCGGCUCUUCCCCAACAAGGACCAGCAAAACUCAGAUACAGAUUCAUUCGGGGAUGCCUGUGACAACUGCCCCAACGUUCCCAACAAUGACCAGAAGGACACGGAUGGCAAUGGGGAAGGGGAUGCCUGUGACAACGACGUGGACGGGGAUGGUAUCCCCAACGGACUGGACAAUUGCCCUAAAGUCCCCAACCCCCUGCAGACAGACAGGGAUGAGGACGGGGUGGGAGAUGCGUGUGACAGCUGCCCUGAAAUGAGCAAUCCCACUCAGACAGACGCAGACAGCGACCUGGUGGGGGAUGUCUGUGACACCAACGAGGACAGCGACGGGGAUGGACAUCAGGACACCAAGGACAACUGCCCACAGCUGCCAAACAGCUCCCAGCUGGACUCCGACAACGACGGCCUUGGAGACGAGUGUGACGGGGACGAUGACAACGACGGGAUCCCAGAUUAUGUGCCUCCCGGUCCCGACAACUGUCGCCUGGUUCCCAAUCCCAAUCAGAAGGACUCAGAUGGCAAUGGCGUUGGUGACGUGUGUGAGGAUGACUUUGACAAUGAUGCGGUGGUUGACCCCCUGGACGUGUGUCCCGAAAGCGCGGAGGUGACCCUCACGGAUUUCCGGGCCUAUCAGACGGUUGUCCUGGAUCCUGAGGGUGAUGCCCAGAUUGACCCAAACUGGGUGGUGCUCAACCAGGGCAUGGAAAUCGUUCAGACCAUGAACAGUGACCCCGGCCUGGCCGUUGGAUACACAGCCUUCAACGGUGUGGACUUCGAAGGCACCUUCCACGUGAACACGGUCACAGAUGACGACUACGCAGGCUUCCUCUUCAGCUAUCAGGACAGCGGCCGCUUCUACGUGGUCAUGUGGAAGCAGACGGAGCAGACGUAUUGGCAGGCCACCCCUUUCCGGGCGGUGGCUCAGCCCGGGCUGCAGCUCAAGGCAGUGACAUCCGCGUCUGGCCCAGGUGAACAUCUCCGGAAUGCCCUGUGGCAUACUGGCCACACCCCUGAUCAGGUGCGGCUGCUGUGGACUGACCCCCGGAACGUGGGCUGGCGGGACAAGACCUCCUACCGCUGGCAGCUACUGCACCGGCCUCAAGUCGGCUACAUUCGGGUGAAGCUCUAUGAGGGCCCUCAGCUGGUGGCAGACUCCGGGGUGAUCAUCGACACGGCCAUGCGAGGGGGGCGCCUUGGCGUGUUCUGCUUCUCCCAAGAAAACAUCAUUUGGUCCAAUCUCCAGUAUCGAUGCAAUGACACCGUGCCCGAGGACUUCGAGCCAUUCCGGAGGCAGCUGCUCCAGGGAAGAGCGUGAAGAGGCGGCCGCCGGAUUCAGAAUCCUGGUCUUUGCCCCUCUGGCCUUGGGGCCCGUCCUGGAGACCCUCGGGUCUAAUCUGCAGCCGCUCAGCCAAACACAGACCCUCCUCCGGCACCCACGGGAGUUCAGUCCCAGAGGGGUGGUGACCCCACUGUUCAGGAGAUGGGAAGUUUUCGGGGGGUAUUUCUCAGGCACUAACCCCAGGAAAGAGAACACAUUGCCAUAAAGUUCCAGUGGUUUUCCACA